UGUAGGGUUGUAGGUGGUUGUUGGAUCCGCUAUGACUUUUAGACGGCUGAAAAAACUGCAGCACAAGGAAGAAUAUGCCUCUCCCCCGGAUCAAGCCAUAUACAGGGAUCGGGACAAAGCUGACCCCUAUAUCGCCUUGGAGAGUUACAAAACAGCUGACAUGUACAAAGCAUUGGCUGUGUCUGGGGGGACCCUACCCAGAGCUAAGAGGGGUUCUUCAGUGGGAUGGAAGAACACAACUCCGAUGCCUGAGCACCAACGAAAAAUUGUCAUUUUGGAAAAAGAAGACUCGGAAACAUUUGGAUUUGAGAUUCAGACUUAUGGGCUGCACCAUCAAGAAAAGAAUACAGUAGAGAUGUUCACUUUUGUGUGCCGGGUGCAUGAUGGAAGCCCUGCCCAGUUAUGUGGCCUCAAAGUUGGUGAUAUAAUUGCUGGUGUAAAUGGUCUCAAUGUGGAGGGAAUAAGGCACAGAGAUAUUGUGGAGCUGAUAAAAUUGUCUGGGAACUCAAUUAGGCUGGAGACUGUGUAUGGGUCUGCAAUCCGCAAAGCUGAGCUGGAGGCACGUCUGCAGUAUCUGAAGCAAACUUUGUAUGAAAAGUGGGAAGAAUAUCGAUCACUUAUGGUUCAAGAGCAGCGAUUGCUACACGGCAUCGUUGUGAAGGACCCAAGCGUUUAUGACACCCUAGAAUCUGUGAGAUCGUUCAUAUAUGGGACUAUUCCUUACGGCAGUAAAGACCAGCUAACAGGCACCCUGGCUGCUGGCAGCAUAUGUAGCAGUGCAAGCUGCCUCAGUACCGCCGACGACAACGAGGAUGCCGUGUAUCAGACGUGUUACUUCAGCACAGACUCCACAGAUGAAAUAAAUAGCUUAGCAAACAAAAACUGUAAGCCUUACAAAUCACCCCUGACUCGCAGCUCCAGUGUCAAGUGUGGAAGCUCUGGAGCAAACUGGGACAAACCAAAAGAACAGAAUAACUUUGUAUCCCUACCAAGGAAAAAACACAAAAGUUUUCGGAAAAGACUCUUAAAAUUUAUUCCUGGACUUAACAGAUCUUUGGAAGAGGAGGCCAGCCCCCUUUAACGCAUCUUUAUACCAUUUGUUAAGUUAUUUAUUUAUUUCUGUAUUAGAAAAGAAAAAAGGUGAUAUUUGUUUUUUGUUUUGUUACACUUUAUUGUAAAACUUUACAGCUCUGGCAGUUGUUUUCCAUUAAAAUGUUUGGCAAGUGUGUAGUGGCCAAACUCCAGGUUUUUCUAUGAAAAAUGUAACUCUUAUUCCAAUAAUUUAGUGUUCAAAGACUGUCUCACGGAGGUAUAUUCCUGCCAGCAGGAAGCUACUAAACAGUGAGGUGUUCUGUUCUGGUUCAUGUCUCAGUGGGAUCCUGCAUGAUACAUAGCUUUUUAUUAGGCUUCAGUCACUAAAUACACACGCAUUUGUUUUAAGGAACUGCAAUAUAUUGCCAUAUUUUUUCUGUCCAAUUUUGGAACCAUUACCCUGUUCCUAUUAUAUAUAACUCUUAAUUACAUUAAUCAUUUGAAAACCUCUACAAUUUUUUUCUCUCUUUUUUGGUUAAGAUGAUUGAACAUUAUGGUGUAUAUUGUAGAGAAAAUAGUAACUGAACAUUUUGUGUUCUGAGUUUUUGAAGAAACAUAAUUGCUAUAUUUGCAGAUGCUGUGGUCUUCAAUCUCAUUGGCACAGAGUUUUUAAACCGUCCUUCAACACUACCUCAAAGUACUCUAAGCUUUUAAUUGCAAAAGGGCAAGACUAAUGUUCAUUAAUGAUGGGAAGGAUAAUGGCCUCUUUAAAAUCUGUAAAUGCAGUCUACAAAUAAUAAAAUGUUAAGAGGAUGUCACAUAUGGUGCAUUUAUAUAAUAUACAGUGUAUGUAUACAUAUACGUGUAUAUACACACUAACCAACAGACACAUAAUAACCGUUUCUCAGGGAACUACAUUGUUUAUGUAAGCAGUAUCUAAAGAAACAUUUAGGCAAAGUAAAUGUAGCUGCACUGUCACCAAUCUUUAUUUCAUCAAUACUAACCACUCUGCUCAAACUGGAACGCCCAUUUUGUCCUCCACAAAUAAAAAUUGACCAUUUUAGCUGAGAGUUGGUAAAAUAGAACUGACAGCCAUGUUUGUGUGCCUUAUUUAAUUGUAAGCCAAUAUAAUACUUGUAUCAUGAUAAAAAAAACAAAUAAAGGAACAGCAAGUGUUUAACCCCUU
Molecule: messenger RNA, 2218 nt
Organism: Bombina bombina (fire-bellied toad)
Lineage: Eukaryota; Metazoa; Chordata; Amphibia; Anura; Bombinatoridae
Gene: TAMALIN
Product: trafficking regulator and scaffold protein tamalin
Exons: 8
Coding region: 32-1081 (349 amino acids)
Biological process (GO): signal transduction
Cellular component (GO): plasma membrane
Molecular function (GO): protein binding
Source: RefSeq, a predicted model, not a curated record